This is a messenger RNA of Caenorhabditis remanei, 846 nucleotides long. RefSeq lists its product as uncharacterized. NCBI's taxonomy places the organism in Eukaryota, Metazoa, Nematoda, Chromadorea, Rhabditida, Rhabditidae. The record is from RefSeq and is a predicted model, not a curated record. Bases 1 to 846 code for a protein of 281 amino acids. The transcript has 4 exons.
AUGGCACCUUCUCCCCUCCUCUUACUUUUUCUAGUCUCUUUAAGUUGGGCACGCUACUGUGUCCACAAUGAGAAGAGUUGGUGUCAAGGACACAACAUCUGGGGAUGGUGUUUCCACAACAAGUCAUCUGGAGUCUUCAACUGCGACGACGACGCCUUCUGUGUCUCACAGGAUCAGUUGAAGAAUAAAAAAUCGUCGGGGUGCUUCGCCCGCGACAACUCUUCAGUCUGUUGCUGCAAUGAUGCGGAUGGUUGUAAUUUGGGUUUUAUCGGGGUACCGCCUAAAUAUGCACACGGACAACAGUGUGUGAACUCGAUGGAGAUACCCAAUGAGGAUAUUAGAUUGUUCCGGCCGUGCGACGACCCAUACUGCUACUCUCUACUCACCGCCGAAGAAGACGGUGGUCCGACUACAGUAACCCGUGGAUGCCAUUCUCGCAAGAUGGUUAUGCAUUUUAUGUCGAAGAACGAGGAUGAUAAAUUUCAAAACAACACUAAAUGGCGGGAAACGAAAAGAAUAGCGGAAAUGCCUAGCUGCUCGGAGAUAUUGAUGGAUCAAGGAAAGAUGAAUGGAACGAGAAGUUUAUGUAUCGACUUUUUGUUCGAUCAGGAACCCGAAGACGGCGAGGAAGUAGACGAGCCUAUCAAAAUGAAGGGACGUCUCUGCUGUUGUGAUGGAACCAGUAAAUGUAAUGAACAAGCAAUGUGGGCAGACGAAGGAAUCACUUUGACUGAACUAUUGGAGGAAAUCGAAAAAAGAAAAGUGCCUGUCGAUGGGUCCGUUACUGUUUCCUCUCUACUCUCUGCUGUUUUCACUCUAGUUUUUGCUAUUUUUUUUGCUAAUUAG